Messenger RNA from Erpetoichthys calabaricus (reedfish), 655 nucleotides. Its product is annotated as hemoglobin subunit epsilon-like. The coding region runs from base 61 to 504 and encodes 147 amino acids. NCBI's taxonomy places the organism in Eukaryota, Metazoa, Chordata, Cladistia, Polypteriformes, Polypteridae. Gene Ontology annotation, biological process: hydrogen peroxide catabolic process; oxygen transport. The record is from RefSeq and is a predicted model, not a curated record. Gene Ontology annotation, molecular function: peroxidase activity; heme binding; haptoglobin binding. The transcript has 3 exons. Gene Ontology annotation, cellular component: blood microparticle; haptoglobin-hemoglobin complex; hemoglobin complex.
GAAGUCCGCUUUCCUUUCACUUGCCGUUGCAACCGCCAACCUCCAAAAAAAAAAACCAAAAUGGUGCACUGGACCCACGAAGAGCGUGCUGCUAUCACCGGCGUCUGGGGCAAGGUCGACCAUGACUGCGCUGGCACGGAAACCCUGGUCAGGUUGCUGGUUGUGUACCCUUGGACCCAGAGGUAUUUCAGCAGCUUCGGUAACAUGUCCAGCGUGUCUGCCAUCGCUGGAAACCCUAAGGUGGCUGCUCACGGCAAGAAGGUGCUCGGGGCUCUCGGCAAGGCCAUCGAUAACCUGGACAACAUCAAGCAGACCUACACCGCCCUGAGUGAGCUGCACUCCGACAAGCUCCACGUCGACCCCGAGAACUUCAGGCUCCUGGGUGACACUCUGAUUGUGGUCCUGGGCAACAAGUUGGGCGCUGCCUUCACCCCCGAAAUCCACGCCGCCUGGCAGAAGUUUAUGGCUGUGGUUUGCGCUGCCCUCGCCCGACAGUACCAUUAAGCCCGCUGAAGACCUCGGGCCGCCACUUGCAUUCCAUCUCAUGGCCUCAGGUCCGCCUGUGUGACGUGCUGCCCUUGAUUUUCAGAACUGCCUGUGUGUUACAGUCUAUACAGAGGAGAUGUAAUAAAUAAAAGUUUAUUCUUAACACAAA